AUGACUGAUUUCUGCUCAAUAAGUGUUCUUAUUUAUGGUAUGAACGAUUUGGCUUCGUCAGUCGAGAUGGAAACUCUGAGACGAAAGCGUGUUCUUCAGACUUCAUCCAGUGCCGCAUUCUACAUCAUAUACAAAGAUCCAGGUGACGUUUACAGAAUCACGUAUAACUAUACGUUUAAUCCCUGUAGCCACUUUAAUGAACCAGAGGAUCCUCAUCAAGUCGAUGGAUUUGGAGAUGAAUGUAUCCAUGUAGCUUUGUGCAAGUUCAAUAACGACGUCAAAAGAUAUUAUUACUAUCCAUAUGGAUUACAGAAAUCUGCCAGGUUUUCAGCAAAUGUUUUGGAAAAUGAAUCCGACUCUGCCGAAGUUUAUCUUUCCUACACAGGAAGUGGAUCUGUGUCCAUGAAAAAGACGAACAUUAAGCUAAUGUGUAAUAGAUCAUUAGUGGAUCCUGAAGAUGCAAUCUUUUCUAUCCAGAAGGAUGAUGAACGGUUGGGCAUUUCUGCAGAACUCCACCAUCUGUGCUGCUGUCCAAACGCCUGUGUAAAUGGCCUACCAUCAGAACUGCCGCCGGAUUCUGCUAAGGCAGACAUUUCUAAACUCUUGGUGAUUGUAAUAGUCAACCUGGGGGUCUUACUACUGGCCAGUGGUGUAGGUGUCAUGUGUUAUGUGAAGCGAACGCACCUUCAGUUUUAUUCCAAACUACCAGGUAUACAACAGCCGGCUAUUAUUCAGUACCAGUUGGGUAGUAUUGAACAGAAAAUGGACGGCAGGAUGUCUGAUGGAGCCCGACCCUCAGCCUUCCGCGACUAUGAACUAGACAGUUCCAAAGCGGAGAAGAAGUUCCUCAUCCCAGUAUUGGACGACUGUGUUAUUCCAAGUCAGGAAUUAGAAUUGGCUCAGAGACUUGGAGGGGGUGUCUAUGGGGACACACAUGUUGGACAUUUGAAUGGUACCAGGGUUGCUGUCAGUCGAAUUACAAUCAAUAUCCAUGCUAACCAAGUCAAUUCAGAGGUGCUGACAUUUCUGAGGGAGGAAGUCUGGUUCUUGAGUCGUCAGCGACAUCGUAACAUUGUGUCGAUGAUGGGCCUGUGUGUUGACAACAAACUGCCGUACAUCAUUUCCGAGUUUGUACAUGGAGAGAGUGUGAAGUAUUUUAUACAGCAUAGAGGCACCUCUCUCACCUGGCCACUCAGGAUCAAAAUCUGUCUACAGACCUCUGAUGGCAUGGCAUACCUUCACUCUACAAAGCCAACCAUCUUACACAGAGACCUGCGCUGUGCAAAUAUUUUUAUUACUGAUAAAAGUAUUGUCAAGGUUGGAGAUUUUGGCCUAAUCAAACUUAUACAACCAUUCCGGGAGGCGUGUAAGGCGGAGGACUGUUGCUGUCAGCGUCACCAAAGUGCUUGUCCGAUGUCAGUACGAUGGACCGCCCCGGAGGUGCUACAGAAUCCAGCGUCCAAGGAAGCUGAAGGGUUCAUUACAACAAGUUCGGACGUGUUCUCCUUCGGGAUGAUCCUGUUGGAACUUAUCACCAGGGAGGAUCCGUUCGAUGAAGUGGAAUCAGAACAACAGGUGUCUGAUCUGAUACAGGAAGGGGCCGAGCCAGAACUUCCUCAGGACGUACAGAUACUGCCACAGUAUAAAACUCUAAUGCAGCAGUGCUGGAACAGCCAGCCCGAACAUAGACCCUCAUUUAAACAGGUUGCCACAAGAUUAAAAGAGCUGAUUCCACAAGCAAGAAACUUCCAGAAAGCUCUCAACACCAAAGACAAAAUCCAGAAACCUGUAACACCGACGAGUGUUGUCUGAAGUUAAAAAGAAACUUCCAGAAAGUCCUCAACACUAGAAAACAAAAUCCAGAAACCUCAUCACCAGCGAGUGUUGUCUGAAUGUAACAGAGCACAUGAUUAUAUAAAUCUAAAUCACUGCUGUCUGCAUGCACACACAAGAUUUAAAGUUUGUGUUUUACAAUUUUUUGUAUUGAUUUAUUAAAUUUUACUGUAUGUCUGUGAGCUCUUCCUUAUUCAGAACUAAUUGGUCCUCACAGACCUGGCUUGGUUUCUAUUGUAGUUCAAUAGAAAUAUGUAUUUUGGUAGGUGAUUUCAGUGCCAUCCGAUUGUUGAAUUAUUUGUUAAUACAAAUGUACAUGUAUUGUAUGUGUGCCCAUAUAUAAACAUACAACCGUUAUAGUCAGCCAUACCAGUAACACUGCCAAAUGUCGGCCAUACUAGUAGCACUGCCUAAUAUCGGCCCAUUGUUACUGUUUUACCUGCCUAUAAAUUUUUCAAAAUUUAGCAACCAAACUCCCAAUUUAAUGUUUUGAAGAUUGCGUGGUGCUUGGAAUUAUUUACCUUAGUUUUUCUCCACUUUCUAAUUGAUGCCAUUUUUUUUUUUUUUUUUUUUUGCAAUUUCUCGCUUAUGUCAUAUAAAAAUUCCCAAUUUUGUCCAUAUGGUAAUUUCCCAAAUUGACCAGGAAAAACACUGCAUAUAUAACUAAUAGAUAGCGAGUCUUCAAACUCCAAGGGUUCCACUUUUGGAUAUACACAUUUUGACGAAGUCUCAAGUCUCGGGUGCCUAUUGUGAUUGCCUUUUAUACGACACUGUGUGUCUUCUGUUGUUUACAGUUAACAUUUUAGACUUUUGAAUGACCUUAACCUACUUUCAAGGUCACAGGGCUGAGACGUGGUUAAUGUUGGCUUAAACGGAAAAGCAUCUGUCAGUGUACACAUCAAAACUCAGGUGGCCAUUAAGGCUCCUGGGUUGCUUUAUUUUCGCAAUUGAUCGGGGAAUCAAACCCAAGCCACUUAAGCGUAAUGCAAUCCUUAGAUUCACAAGGUGCUAAGUCAUAGUUAUAUACUGCUAAAUAUCUGGUACAUAUCAGCAAGAAAAAUAAUUGCAAUUUACAAAAUUUGAUUUAUUAUUGUGAUAAGCAUUUGUGAAUGAUUUAGUAAUCAACUGGGCGGUUGAUAUUGCGCCAUCAAACAGAAGAUGACCACAUGGCUGGGAUCCUAGGUGGAAUCUAGAUCUUAUUGUCUGGAAAGUGUGAUAAACAAUACACAUGUCUUUCUUUCUUGAAUGUGAAGUGCCUUGGAAUAAUUAUAAAUGAAAUAUAUUUCUAUAUAUAUUUUUAUACAUUAAGAAAACUGGUAGUAUAAUUGUAUUUGUUUAAAACUAAUCAUAACUGUUGUCAAAUGUAGCAUGUGAAUUCAUAUGUAUGUUAAACAUAUACAAUCAAGCGUUGUUAUCUUGUAUAUUUUCAUUAUAAUUUUUACCAUAAUUUGAUUGGAACUAAAUUUUUACUUAAACAGAGUAUUUGAGUUAUCAGAGUCCGAGGUAAUGAAGUUAGACUGAGAUGAUGAAGUUAGACUGAGGUAAUGAAGUUAGACUGAGAUGAUGAAGUUAGACUGAGAUGAUGAAGUUAGACUGAGAUGAUGAAGUUAGACUGUACAUAUAUUUGUAUCACUCCUUCCUGUUACAUAUGUAAAUAUGAUAUUUCUUGUAAAUGAUCAUUAAUUCUGCUAUGUUCCAGUGCCUUUGUUCCCUUUCUUUUGUUUGUACUUAAUGUACCGUAAAUAUUCGCGUAUAGUGUGUACUCGUGUAUAGUGUGUACUCUUGUAUAGUGUGUACUCGUGUAUAGUGUGUACCCGUGUAUAGUGUGUACUCGU
Messenger RNA from Pecten maximus, 3668 nucleotides. RefSeq names its product probable serine/threonine-protein kinase drkD. Lineage: Eukaryota; Metazoa; Mollusca; Bivalvia; Pectinida; Pectinidae. The transcript is spliced from 14 exons. Gene Ontology annotation, biological process: protein phosphorylation. Gene Ontology annotation, molecular function: ATP binding; protein tyrosine kinase activity. The coding region runs from base 1 to 1812 and encodes 603 amino acids. The record is from RefSeq and is a predicted model, not a curated record.